AAUAGGCCCCCCCGGGUUCUAAGGAAGGGGAGGAUCUUGAAGGCCUUGAGGCUCUCGACCACUCCCUCCCGUCCCGAAAUUCAACCAUCGACCACCCCCGAAUCAUCACCUCUCGUCAUCCCACCGCAACGUUGAAGCGAGCGUUGAAGUUGAUGGCGUAAGGCCGCCCCCCGACCUCAUGAUGCCCAUCAAGGACGAAAAGGACCUGCCCCCACCCCUGGAGGGCAAGUCGCAGCCGAGCAGCCCGUACGGCAGUCCGCUGCGGCCGUGCAACCGGGAGAGCGAGGGCGGCAAGAGCGGUAGCAGCGGGGGGUCGCAGAGGGGCUCACAGGGCGGGGCGUACGAGGAGCGCCCGCCGCCCAAGGGAGCGACGGGCCACCGAAUCGUGGAGACCAUCCCCCUUAAUGAGGACCUCUUCCCGCCGGGUGAGACAGCAGACACAGACCAGGGGGACAGGGGGACGAAGGGAGGGUCGCUGGAUGGAUGGACGGACGGACGGAUAUCACUAUGUGGCCUGUGCCUUGGUUGUUGUUGGCUUGCCGUGUGUGGUGGUGCUUUGCAGGUCUGAACAUUGUUGGUUCUGUGUUGGGGUAUCGGGGGUCCAACCAGCGCAACUUCGAGCGCAAGAGUGGCGCCAUAGUCUACCUAAGGGGUGCGAUGCAAACACGCACCCAAUGGAGACGCGACUGGCUGUGUGGGCCUACUUUUGUGUUUUGCAAUGGAUGUCGCUAUGCAGGUGGGGGCAUUUCGGGCACCCGAGUGGACGACAGAGGCAAAGAGCUGGAGCCACUGCACCUAGGUGGGUACUCGCCGCCGAUAUACAUGCCUAUCAACAUCCACUGCACUGUGUGUGUGGAGUGGUGUGGUGUGGUGUGGUAUGGUUAAUGUCUGGCUGCAGUUGUCAAGUGCGACCGUUUGGAUCAGGUGGACGUGGUGCGUCAGGAGCUGGACGCGUUGCUGGACGGCUUCUACGCCGACCGCAACAUGGAGCGGCCGCCCCACAAGCGGCUGACCAACCAGCCCGCGCGCGCCGUGCGAUCGCCGCCCCCGCCCACCGUGCAGCAUUUCCUCUUCAACCUCCACAACCUGUGCCACGCCAAAGGGGACGUCCACAAGGGGUUUGCCGUGCCGGUGCGGGGCCUGCCGGAGGUGUAUGGGGGAUACUUCCGACACGAAUUCCCCAUUCACAUCUUCCUCAGAGUUGAACCACCCAACAACGUCGCUGGUGAGUACACACAGAGGGAGAGAGAGGGAGGGAGAGAGAGGGAGGGAGGGAGAGGGGGCACAUACAUGCCAACAAGCGAGACACCUCUUCCUGUGGCCUUCUUGCCCUUCAGCAUCUCUGGAGCGUUUGCCGCACGUCGUUCAUUUGUUUGAGGACAACAAGUACCACACAUGACACAUACUGGCACACACACAAUCCCGCCCGGCCAACUGUCGCCUCUGUUUUCUUGUUGUGUGUGUGUUGCAGUGGGGGUGUGAUGAUGGGCCCGGUCCAUCCACCGACCAUAUCGUUUGCCGAAUUUUGCGCCAUAGACGAGAAGUACCGCGCCGACCUGCAGGCGGGCAUCAUCCCUCCCCGCUCGCCCACCGUCACGAAUGCCGUCCCCUUCGCCCCGCCAUCCCCAUCGCACCCCCACCCGCCCCUCCCCAUCCACACACACAACAUGGCAUCGCCACCGCAUCCCGGCGUCAUGCCACCCGUACACCCGUCGGCCACGGGGUACGGCUACCCCAUACCCGCACACGCCCACCAGCCGCCCCCUCCACCCAUGCAGCACACACACAAUGGCGCCUACCCCCCGCCCCCACCCCCUCCGCCCAACCACUUCGCGCCACUGCCAUUCGCACCGCACAUGUCGCCCUUCACCCACGAAGUGGCGGCUCACCAUACGGCGUUCCGUGCGUCGCCCCCUCCGGGGCUGAGCCCUCCCACCAUGAAGCGUGGGCCGCCAUCCGAGAGUGGCAGUGGGGCUGAGGUCGACGGGUGUGGGGUUGUGGUGGGUGGGGGUGAGUAUCACGGGCCACCGGGGGCCAAGCGGUAUAGGGGAGGGCUGGGUGGCAUGGGGGGCGGGCCGCCCGCACUCAGGGACCUGCUCAUGCAGAUACACCGGUCAGUGAGACAGACAGGCAGGCAGGCAGGCAAGGAGACGGAUGCGGUGCGACGUGAUGUGAUUGAUGCGGUGUUGUGUGGUUGUGUGUGCAGUUUGUUGAUGCACUUUGGAGGUCCUGACGGCCCCGGAGUAGCGAUGGUAGCACUGCCGUGUUUGUACCAGGAGCGGUUUGGCAUGCCACUCGACCUGUCGGUGUCGGGCGAGCCCUCCCUACUCAGCCUACUCACCAGAUUCCCAAAGGUACGCCUACAUGGACAGGACAGCUGGACACACGGAUGCACACAGAGCAGACACGGGCUUCUGCACGAGGCACACGCAUGGGGGAUAGAUGGCUGCCUUUUCCGGCCAGUCGGUCGAUGUAUACUGAGAGCUUUUUAGUCGAGUCUUAUCAUAUUCAUUGCGACGCCUUGCAAGAGCUUUUAUCUGUCUGUGUCUCUGUCUACCCUUUCGGACCUUUAUUCAUCACGCGCUCUGUAUGUAGAGUCGGUAGAAGUUAGCAGCCUUCCUUUGCGGAUGUGUCCUCGACUGUGAGUGGGCCCUUUAUUCAUUCGUCCAUUAGCACUCUGUGUCCAUACAAUGGGUCUCUCGACUUGCAUGCUGUUUGUUCCGUCUACCUACUUAAGGAUCAAAUCGGUCGAUUGGUGAAGCUUUCGGACUGGCUGCGCGUGUCUGACUGACCGGCUUGACAAGUCAGAUGAGGCCCCUUAGUACUAUGUCCCUCCCUCCCUUCGUUGUGUCUCUCGAAUGCAGUGAGUGAGUGGGUGAGUGAGUGAGUGGGUGUUUUGAGUGUCAUGUGUCUAUCUAGAUAGACCUGCCUACCCUACCUGUCCACGGCAGAAUGACUGACCCACGAAUGACUGGCCGACUGGGAUGUGUGUGUACAUGUACGUAUGCGCGUGGAGUGUCUGUGCCCGCAACCCGGAGCGCACGAGUCACUCCCAUAGGUUGGCGUUUUCGAGAGAAAGGCUCGCAUGUGUGGAUGGAUGGAUGGACUCGACUGGAUGGACGUAUUUGUGUGCACAAGACGGGUGGUUCACUCACGCGCACACCCCCCACCGACCGACCGACUGUGUGUAUACUAUAUAUGGCAACUGCAUAUCUUGACAUUUUUGUCCCUCGUGGGUUGAUUGAAUGCCGCCCCUGCCUGAUUGACGUGGAUGGGUAUGUGUUUGUGUGGGUGCGGCGCGAGAUGGAAAGGAAGAGACUCGACUGAUGGAGGGAGGCAACUCGACUCACUGCCAGCCAACCGAUAGAAGCUUUAUGGCUGCACACGUAUGUAGCUAGCUAAGCAGCAAGAGGCCUGACAAGCUGACAGCUAGCCAGGCAGGCAGGCAGGCAGGCAAGCCGGGAGAUGGAUGGAUGGAUGGAUGGGUGCACCCCACCACUUAGAAGUAGAUAGAUGCAUACAUACCAGACCUUGUGCCUCUCUGUCUGCUGCCUGUCUCAGCCAUGGACGUGUUAUUGCCUUGUAUGUGUUGUGUUCAGGUAGUGUCUCUGUGCGAGGGUGCCGAGGGCGGUCUGUGUGUGCGCCCCUGCCGCGCCCCGCAGUUCCCCGACAGCCAGCCGUCCUCAUCGCUCACGGCCACCCACACCAGCAGCCCCCAGCAGGCCCAGCUGGAGGCUCUCCUCAAACACAUCGCCACCGCCAAGGCCGCCCAGGGUGGUGUGGGUGUGGGGGCGGCCUCGCCACUGGCACCAGGGGCCGAUGAGGGUGUAGGGGUGGGGGCCCUGCUGUCGGCCGCCGAGAUGCUGUUCAAGCUCUCUGGCCAUCAGCGGCAGGGCGGGAAUCCGUCGGCCAAGCUAGAGGGGGCCACCACCAGCAGCAGCAGCAGCGGUGGUGAGGGGCAAGGCGGGCCAGGCGCGGGGUCGGGCACUACUGGGAUUGGCAGCAGUGGGGGCGGUGUUGGCCCCCCCAAGAAGCACUCGUUUGGAGGCAACGAGGCGGUGGUGAAGCGUGAGAGGGAGAGGGAGAGGGAUCAGCCGCGUGAGCCGAUAGCGUUUCAGCGCGAGAGGAGCCGCGACCUCAAGGAGGUGCUCGCCAUACUCAACCUACUCAAAUGAAUCAUAGCGAACGACGGGUGCCGUGCGGUGCGGUGCGGUGGAUGUAUGCGUGGCGACCGAUAGAUGGAUACAGUACAUGGCUGGGUGAGGUGGCUGACAGAAUGAAUAACAAUCGAUAGAUACGGGAGGGGCGCAUGCCAUGCCAUCCACACACAGGCAUGGCAUGGCAUGGC
This is a messenger RNA of Vitrella brassicaformis, 4348 nucleotides long. Lineage: Eukaryota; Vitrellaceae. The record is from the annotation of a GenBank genome assembly.